Patiria miniata (bat star) is the source of this 1374-nucleotide messenger RNA. RefSeq names its product 39S ribosomal protein L1, mitochondrial-like (gene mrpl1). NCBI's taxonomy places the organism in Eukaryota, Metazoa, Echinodermata, Asteroidea, Valvatida, Asterinidae. The transcript is spliced from 8 exons. The record is from RefSeq and is a predicted model, not a curated record. Bases 67 to 1113 code for a protein of 348 amino acids.
AGUUCAUUGCACUCUGCUUCGGCAUUCUGUCGGAAAAUACCGAAGAGCCGACGAUAAAAAUCCAAGAUGGCAGCCUCCAUGUGCAUGAGAACUGCGACUUCGAUGAGAGGUUCAAAACUCUUGCAGCACAUCUACCUCAGACUCCAGAAGGAUGCAGUCUUGAAUUUGCAUCACGAAGCACUAAUCGCCCAGCGUACAACUAGACACAUCCUCACCAACCCAAGGUGUUUACAGUGGAGAAGUUUUUCCACUAGUGCAGAGCAGCUUGGUAACGAAAGAGCCGAAGUAAGUGUAUCAGAGGAUAGUCUGGUUCUGCAGGAGAGACCCAAAGGCUAUCUAGCCUGGAAGCCAGUGGACGAUGUCUACUUGCGUCAGCAUUAUCCACCACAACCCAAAUCGUUCGAUGAGGCUAUGGAGAUUCUGAGGAAGCAGGACAAAUGGAUGUUUUGUCGUCUCCAAAACAAAUACGCCGACCGCACGAUCACCAUUUCGAUCAAUCUUGACAUGGCCCUACAGAAAAAAAAAAAAGUGGAUCCGUUCCAGAACAUGUUAAUACUGCCACACGCUUUCAAGCCAGACAACAAAGUGCUCUGCUUUGCAAGGGGCACAGAUGCUCAAGUUGCCCAGGAUGCAGGAGCAGACAUUAUUGGAGGCGAGGAGCUGGUACCCAAGGUUCUCUCCAAGGAGGUCAGAGACUUUGAUUUCUGUGUGUCUUCUCCGGACAUGAUGGCCGAACUGGCAUCCCUCAAGAGACAGCUAAGGAAGAGGUUUCCAAACUCAAAGAGAGGAUCAGUGGGUCCAGAUCUAGCAAGUAUGAUUCACAGAUACAAGAAAGGACAGGAUUACAAAUGCCAAGUUAGGGGUAAACAUGUCAACGUAUCAAUCGGAAAGCUGAGCCUAACCAAUGAGCAGAUAGAAGAGAACAUGCAGUGCAUCAUCACAGACAUCUGUAAGCACAAGCCACUAGAGUUUGGACCUUUUAUCACCAAGUUGACCAUCAAUGCUUUCCUCCUGGACGGAAUCCUCAUCAAAUUUGACAAAUAUCUCCCGGUUCCAGUAGACGAACUCGACAGUUUGCAGUUGAAGCCCACACAAGACAAAGCAGCACUUUGACCUUAGGAUAACAUUUUUAUAUUAUUGUACUGACAAGGGAAGAAUACCAAAUAAACAAGGGGUAACAUCGAGGUUUUACCCCGAGGUACCCCACAAAACCAUGUAAAACCUUGUGAAACCUAACAAAACACUGUAAAACCUUGAGGUAACCUCACAAAACCUAAAGUCUACCUGCGGGUUUCAGAAGAUUUUGUAGGAUGUAGGAAGAGAGAGCCAACCCAAUGUUACUUACUUACUUUACUUGUUGCCCCUUGAAAGUCC